This is a messenger RNA of Thunnus maccoyii (southern bluefin tuna), 5892 nucleotides long. It is a transcript of the gene hs6st2, whose product is annotated as heparan sulfate 6-O-sulfotransferase 2. Gene Ontology annotation, molecular function: heparan sulfate 6-sulfotransferase activity. The record is from RefSeq and is a predicted model, not a curated record. The transcript is spliced from 2 exons. The coding region runs from base 3923 to 5326 and encodes 467 amino acids. Gene Ontology annotation, cellular component: membrane. Lineage: Eukaryota; Metazoa; Chordata; Actinopteri; Scombriformes; Scombridae.
AUAAAUUUGUCGACAGGUUUUUGAGAUAUUUUGUUAACUAGGAGACAAACAACCUUCACCUUCUUGGUGGGUGCAAUAACAGUAUUACUACUCUUAUUAUUACUACUUCUAUUUACUUAAAUUAAUUCUAAAGGGGGGUCCAUUGGGAAAAUAUCAUCCAAAACCGAUAAUAAUCAUUGUUAUUUAGUGAAAGGUCGAAAGUGGCGAACCUGGAAGACGCCACUUCGUUUUGUUUUUCAGUUUUGAGUCGAGUGAGUCAUCUUCCUUUAAUAAACGAUCCUUGAUGACGUGCACGCCGCGACGUCACGUCUGUUUUUUUGUUUUUUUUUAAACCAACUGGCCUCUUUUUGUCUGCUCAUGCAGAGGAUUUAAUCAGCCUGCAGACAGAUUGAUUCUCUGGAUGGUUCUGACUGAUGAAGGACCUGAUCAAUGACGCCAAUCGACAGUCAUGUCCGGUUCAACAGCUCUGUGCUGUACUGUGAGGAGGCAGCAGGGCUAAAAUUAUACCUUCUUUAUCCUAAUUGUGUCAGUCUGGUUUAGUCAAAAUGCAACAUUUUUCUUUUCAGCUUUUGGAUAAACCUGCAGACAUUUUAAACUACAAAUUGCUAAUGAUACACUUUUAGGCCUAAUAAUUAAAUUAUAAAAGAAACACUAGAUUUGCCGUCUUGUUGCCCAUAUUUAACACUUUUAAAAUCAUUUUUACAUAUCCUGUAAAAGUCAUGACUAAGAAGAGUCAUGCUAAUUUUCAUUACAGCCACUGAAUGAGAUCCUGGGACACCAUGUGAAUUCAGCUUACUGAGGUCUAGUGUAGUUUAACAUCAUACUACAAAAACCUUGGUCCAUAGCAUGUUCUUAAUGGCUUCAUAGGAGUCCCAGUUGGAUGCCACUGGUAGAGGAAUGUGGGGUGGAGCUGUGGUGAAAUUCUUCCCUGUGUGACAGACAAAGGCAUCCGUCCACCCCACCACUACCACCCUGAUAAACCAUAGUCUCUCAAAUCAGCUCAUAUUAUGUAGACAUGUCUUCAGCUUUCAUGAUAUGCAGACAACAGAACAUUAAAAACACUGACGGAGCUAAAACACAAACUGUGGAACUAAAACAAGGUGCAAAAGAUUCAACUAUCUGUAAUCUACUGCAUAAACUACAAGUACAAAUGACCAUUAACAUUAAGCUCAAAACUAUAAAUCUGUACCAAAGUAUUUGUCAACGCAUACUCGGAAAAAAGUUCCAUAAAAAUAUAAAUAAUGUAAAAUAUUAUUUUAAUAAAAUCAUAGGAUAUCAUACAAGCAAUUGUCAAUACUAUAAUUGUCACAAUGCAGGAGGUAAAUUAAUGAAAACACCACAUAGGACUCACAGUAUUACUGUAGUAUUUACUCUACAGGCAUGAUUUAUAUGAAAUUAAAUAAUAAAUAGUGUAUUCAACUUCUAAAACCUCUAAAACAUCUUAUUGAAAGCUAACAAAGAAAUAAGACAUGUGGUAACAUGUGGUAACUAGAGAUAAGAGGCAUAUUGCUGCAGCUCUACUGCAAGAGCUACGAGAGCACGAUAAUACGGGAAAAAAUUCACAUUAAGUGAGAAAGUUAUAAAAAUCCUGACCAUAUCAAUCAUGAUCAUCGGCCAAAAGACAGUGAAUUGUUGAACAAAUAGACUAAAUAGUGAAAGCUCGCCUUCAGGGACAGAUGAACACUUAAUGGGGUACUUGCUGAAGCCAAGUUUCCAGAGUGAAUUACAUCAGAACUGAAUGGACGCAGUGUCUGUACCACUUAAUUAAAUUGGAACAUUAUGAGGAUCAUGAGGCUGCUAUAUAGGGCAGGUUUCCAUUACAAACAAGGCCAAGACCAGAUGUAGCUCAACUGUAUGGAAAUGUACUGAAUGCACUGGGAAUGAAGUAGAUAAUUAAUUUAACUGGUUAUUAAUUGUCAAUUUUAUGAAUUUGAAAUGUUGUUUUUUUCUGCACAAAUUUGUUGUAUUAAGCCAUUUUGGCCACAUAGGUUGUUUACUCUGAAUGCUAUUUGCAACAAUGCUAUUUUGUUUAUAAAAGUGUGGACUUUCAUUUUCAUUUUUGACAAAGGGACUUAGGAUUUAAAAAUGGACUGUGGAGUUCAUGGGUCUACAUAUGGAAAAGAACAGGAACUGAAUUAACAAGACUGUAUGCUAGUUUAUCUCCUAUCACUACAUUUUUUUAACAUAAUAUCAUUAUCAUAAAUGUUUAAAACUGUAAUAAUAUAGGUGUUGAGACAACCCUCAAUGUACAGGUGCUUUUGAUUUGCAGUGUUACUGAUACUAUUCAGGAGACAGGGCUAUAGCCAAGAUACUGAGAAAAAUACUGAGGUCAUCCAAGUAGACUCACCGUCCCCAAAUAAUAAGGAAGAGCUUAGAAAAAAGUAAGUAUAGUUUGUAGUUUAUGUAUAUAUGUAUAUUUUGUUGUUAUUUUUGUUUGAAAAGCUGUACAAUUUUCUCUAUCCACCAGGAAUAAAUUCUGGAGGGGAAGAAAUGUUCAAUUGAUAUUUCGUUACUCUAUGUAUUUGUUCACUUUUCUUGACCUUGAAACUGAUCACAUUUGAAGACAAUGAGUCUAAACAAAUAUUGGUUUCUGCUGUUUAAAAACCCACUGUCUAAAAUGUAAACUCUAAUUCAGGUGUGCAUAUUCCCAGAAAAAAAAAACAGAGAUAAGAGGCAUAUUGCUGCAGCUUUACUGCAAGAGCAUGAUACCAGAGGAAAAAAUUGACAUUAAACCAGAAAGUUAUAAAAAUCCUGACCACAAUCAAUCAUGCAGAAGUUGUUGCCCUACUAAACAGCUGAAAUGUAUCGUAAUCCAACUGGAUUUUACAUGUUACAUCCCUCAUGUAAUCCCUGCACGUCACUUUCUAAUAUUUGCAGCGGGGGGUGCCCCGGCCGGGAAUCGAACCAUGUUUUUAUGUUAUGCGCCUGAACCAUUAAAGCCAGUUCAGAUCAAUUAUUCGCAUCGAGACUGGAUGCAACUUGCAAAAGAAUCCGUGACGUCUGAUUGUAAACGUUAUAAAACUGGGCCGUUCACGUCACAGCAACGAACAGACACAGAUGACCGUUUCCAUAGCAGCGACGUACAGUCGUUACCCCACAUUACUUCUGCGUUGAUACAUCGGCCAUCAGGGCGCCCGUAUGCUUGCAUACUUCACUAAUAAAACAGAUUCUGAUAAAGCAACGCUGCCCACCAAUAAUUGACGAUUAUCGAUUAUACGUCUUUAUUGAAAAUACCGGUUUUGUUCGCUGUGUCAAAAUGCCGAAACCCGGGAUCGAACCAGGGACCUUUAGAUCUUCAGUCUAACGCUCUCCCAACUGAGCUAUUUCGGCGAUAAAAACCGCAAUAUGCGCACGUCAAAUUUAUACACAAACACUAAAGGACAGCGUCUGAACAUUUCAAAUAUGAUAUGAAUUGAUUAACAGUAAUUACUGGACCGAUAUCGCUUGAAACAGCUUGAACCGUCAGUUAGGUUGACUUUGUGUCUCCAUGACUACGGACUAAUGAAACGUCCCGUACGUUACGCUGACGUAAUUUUCGCUCCCACAUUCAGCGCAGAGGCUGCUGGGAAGAAAAGGUCAAGAAUCGACGCCAGUGGACGCCGAUCUAACGCUGGCAAGAAAGACUAUCGCUUUGUUGAGAGAAAAAAAACCAAUGCCACAGCCAAAACUGCCAAAACAACGUGUCUGUCUGCUGUGAGACCUCUGCGCGUUUUUGCUUACAAUACAGCAAAUAUUACAAUGACAUGUCGCCCGUUUUACUGAGCCUCAGUCGACACUAGCUAACGUUAGCUGGCUAGCAGCUGCAUUGUUAUUGUUUUCGCUUUUUUUUAGGUGGCCUCAUAAACAUUAGUCCCAGACGUUCCCCAGCCGAGGCAGGGGCCCGGGACUGCCUGAGUGAUGUUUUUCUGUCCGUCCCGGGAAGAUGGAUGAGAAGUCCAGCAGCAGCAGCAGCCACCACCGCCUCCUGAUCGUCCUGUUCAUGGUGUUGCUCUCUGGCGUCAUUAUGAUCCAGUAUGUGUGUCCCAGCAGGUCUGAGUGCCAGGUGCUGCACCAGCUGGGAUCCUGGUUUAAGGUGGGCAGUGCAACUGGUUCCCGGAGCAAUGAAAACCAAAACGGGCUCCAAAAGGAUCCCUACAUCGCAGAGGACGGCGCUCUGGUCCGCUUUAUCCCUCGCUUCAACUUCACCAAAGCGGACUUAAAUCGCGGUGUAGACUUCAACAUCAAAGGAGACGAUGUCAUAGUGUUUCUGCACAUUCAAAAGACAGGCGGCACCACGUUUGGUCGUCACCUGGUGCGGAAUAUUCAGCUGGAGAGGCCCUGCGAGUGCCACGCAGGUCAGAAGAAAUGUACUUGUUAUCGGCCAGGUAAAAAGGAAACUUGGCUCUUUUCCCGUUUCUCUACCGGCUGGAGCUGCGGGCUUCAUGCGGACUGGACUGAGCUGACCAGCUGCGUCCCGUCGCGCAUGGACUCACGGGAGAAUCCUAGGAACCUGCCGAGUAGGAACUAUUAUUAUAUAACUAUCCUAAGAGAUCCAGUAUCACGCUACCUAAGCGAGUGGCGUCACGUGCAACGCGGUGCCACAUGGAAGGCCUCCUUACACGUGUGUGAUGGACGUUCACCAACACUGUCUGAGCUUCCGAGCUGCUACUCAGGGGAUGACUGGUCAGGUUGCUCCUUGCAGGAGUUCAUGGACUGCCCCUACAACUUGGCCAACAACCGGCAGACCCGCAUGCUGGCUGAUCUCAGCCUGGUGGGUUGCUACAAUGUCUCUGCCAUGAGUGAGGAAGAGCGCUGGGCAUUACUUCUGGAGAGCGCUAAACGUAACCUACGUGGCAUGGCCUUCUUUGGACUGACCGAGUACCAGCGUAAGACCCAGUACCUUUUUGAACGUACCUUCAAUUUGGAGUUCAUUGCACCGUUCACACAGCUGAACGGCACACGCGCCUCCAGUGUUGAGGUACCUUCUGAGACGCAACACAGAAUCCGCCAGCUAAACCGAUGGGACGUAGAGCUGUACGAGUACGCCCGGGACCUUUUCCUGCAGCGUUUCCAGGUGGCGAGGCAGCAGGAGCGCAGGCAAGCCAGGGAGAGGCGGCAGCAGGAGAGGAGGCGGCUCCGUGGAAGGCUCACAAUGAAGCAAGGGAGGCAGCUAAAGCCCACGGAAACAACCCGCCUAGGUGACAGCCACUCUCUAGUAACUGAGGAGAACCAGAGGGGCAAAGCUGAUGAAGACAGUGUGGAGUCUGAAGCACUGCUCCCAGACUGGUGGGACCUAGAUGAGAACGGCACCAUGGAGGACUACAUGGACAACGUGGAACAGUGGUAGUAACAGGAACAAGCAGUUUGGUGUCUUAAUACUGAGUGAGCUCUGCCUUGUCUAUUGUUAAUAAUCCAAGUUAUUUUAUUAUAUGCCUUCCACUGAAUUUUCUUUUUUCUCACCAUGGACUGUUUUAAAUGACACACAUUUAUUUAUUGAUAAUGAUUGUAUAUUUUUUUUGCCACAAAUGACAUUCACAAUGGACACAUGUCCUUGACAGAAAGAAAGGCUGGUGUAGCUCCCUGCCAUCAGUGAUUGUUGUCAUUACACACAUCUGAACUCUUGUGAUGUAGCUUGAAACAAGGGGAUGUUUAUAUUUUCUUUGUUAGAAGAAACAAUGUUAAUCUUAUUUUAAUCAGAAAAUAUGCUACUGUUUGUGAUUACCAAUCUGUAUGUUUGCUAAACUGUUGUCUUGUCUGAAAUAUGUACAUUUUUAAAAUGUACUUGUUUUUAAGUGUCUUUUAAGUAACAAAAAAUAGAUACCUCAAUGUGUAGCAUAGCUGCUAAUGUUGUAAAAAUACUGAAUGUGUCCCAAAUCUACCUUUUUAUAUAAAAAUGCUUUUACAUUCACUGAA